This is a messenger RNA of Cladocopium goreaui, 863 nucleotides long. The record is from the annotation of a GenBank genome assembly. NCBI's taxonomy places the organism in Eukaryota, Dinophyceae, Suessiales, Symbiodiniaceae.
AUGGCGGAUCCUGUGGAUGACCUGAGUGCAGCUGGGAUCAAAGUCAGAGUACCUUGGCGGGGAAGCUUGGUGAUCUUGGUGGGGGUGCUGAAUCUCGCUGGCAGUGAAGUGGCGGAGCUGUUGGUAUCUGGCAGGACUUCUGUGAAGGAGAUCAAACGAAAGCUGGAGCAAAGGCUGAAGGAAGAACAGAAAUUCUUUCCAGUCUGUCUGCAAGAUCUGUCUUGUGGCCAUCAGAAACUCGAGGACGCAAGCAGCUGCGAAAGCCUUAGUUGGAAAGAUGGAGAUGACGUCUCUAUCUAUUUGACUCGAAGUUCUGUUGACAUUGAGAAGUGCCUGCCGAUUCUUUGGAGCGCGGAGAGCCGUUCGAAAGCAGCUGCACUGGAAUUUCACGAAAUUGAGAAACUCUGUGCCAAGUGCGAAGAAAUCUUCCAACAUGAGCCCAUGCUCCUGGAGACCUCUGGGCCACUCACCGUGGUCGGCAACAUCCACGGGCAUUUCGAGCAGUUGCUGAAGCUUUUCGAGCAGUUUGGGACUCCAGACAAGCGACGCUAUCUUUUUCUGGGCGGCUACGUGAAUAAAGGCCCCAGAAGUCUGGACACCACCUGCCUCCUAUUUCUCUACAAGGCACAGCAGCCGGAGAAUCUAUUGCUGCUGCGCAGUAACCAUGAGGAGGGACAGAUGAGUCGAAUCUACGGCUUUUACGACGAGUGCAAAAAGCGACACAGCGUCCAUUUGUGGAAGAAUUUCUGCAGAACUUUCAACAUGAUGCCAGUUUGCGCUCUGGUGAAUGAAAAGAUCUUUUGCGUUCAUGGUGGGAUCUCACCUGAGUUGAAGAAUCUGGACCAAAUUAGGCAAUUGGAAAG